AUGGAUAAACAGCCCGAGGAUAAACAGCCCGAGUACACUCAGACGGAGAAUGUCGCCGACAAGCCGCGCAAGCGUGGCUGCGCCGGCCACUGCUUGAAGUUUUGGUGGGCCUACUUGAUCGCCGUCAUUGUCAUCGUUGUCAUUGUUGUCCCUGUUGUUAUCCUUGUUGGCGUUCCCAAGAUCGCUCAACAGAAGCUGGACCAUGCCGAGCUCAUCCUUGACAGCAUCGUCAUGACCAAUUCCCGGGCUCAAAACUUCACCAUGUCUAUCAACACUGAGAUCAAGAGUGACGGAAAGGUCAAGGCCACCAUUGAGCCUUUCGAGGGCGUCAUGUACCUUGAGGAUCUGCCGGAGCACCAGCCUUUCGCCAAGGUUCACUUCCCUGAGACCACCAGCGCCAAGUCCCAGAUUAUCAACAUCACCCAGUUUACCAUGAUCGAUGAUCUGGAUGCUUUCACCACCUUCAACACCUGGCUUCUGCACAACGAGACUUUCAGGGUUACCGUCGAGGGUGACACCAAGGUGCACGUCAAGGGUAUCGCCAGAGCCUAUGGCGUCACGUUCAAGAAGACCAUUGAAAUGCCCGGCCUCCGUAUGCUUGACGGAACCACUGUAACCAACACCACCGUCAACGCCACUGCUCCCAAGGGCCAGAACAACUUCUUCGGUACCGUCAGAAUCCCCAACUACUCCAAGGUUGCUUUCGAGCUUGGCAAUACUACCUUCCACAACUACCUCCUUGACAAGGAAAUCGGCACUGUCUAUCUCGACAACCUCUCACUCAAGCCCGGCAACGACAACGUUUAUCCUAUGCGCGCCACCAUUGACGACCUCGGCUACGUCACUGGCCUUGCUGUGCAGAAGCCUUAUUGCGACAAGCUCAACGGCGUCCUUCCCUUUAAGCUUCGCGGCAAGAGCGUCAUCAACCAUGGCGAAAGCCUCUCCUAUUUCGCUGAUGCCUUGGCUUCCGGAAAUCAGACCGUCCAGAUCGACAUUCGUGGCACUGUCAAGCGCUCGAUGGGUUUUACGCUCGGUUGCUCCGACGAGUAAACCAUCCGUACUGUCGAUACGUGUUUUGAUAUUCGAAUACCCAUGGAUUGCGAGGUUACGCGGAAACGUUGCCUAGUGGCAUAUUACGCACUUGAGCGAUCCGAUUCACUUUUCUUGGCACGCUGCAUUGUGCCUACAAUGUGUACAGGCUCACGCCGCCACUUCAUUUCUGCUUUGCUUUCGAUAAAUAGGGGGUCAUUUAUGUUUAAUGCUUAUGUGUUUAAAGAUACCAUGGGACUGCACAGGGCGAGGGAUGAUGAGAUAUGGUCGAGAUUGGACAAAAACUGGAUUGAAGAGCUUCUGUCGAGAUGAGGAAUGCAGAAAACAACAAGUUGGAACGCAUUUAUGAAUUUAAAAUGUGUAAGAGUGUUCACCGGCU
Molecule: messenger RNA, 1429 nt
Organism: Neurospora hispaniola
Lineage: Eukaryota; Fungi; Ascomycota; Sordariomycetes; Sordariales; Sordariaceae
Exons: 4
Coding region: 1-1050 (349 amino acids)
Cellular component (GO): fungal-type vacuole membrane
Source: RefSeq, a predicted model, not a curated record